Molecule: messenger RNA, 615 nt
Organism: Myotis brandtii (Brandt's bat)
Lineage: Eukaryota; Metazoa; Chordata; Mammalia; Chiroptera; Vespertilionidae
Product: probable inactive serine protease 58
Exons: 5
Coding region: 1-615 (204 amino acids)
Biological process (GO): proteolysis
Molecular function (GO): serine-type endopeptidase activity
Source: RefSeq, a predicted model, not a curated record
AUGAGGGACUCUCGAAAAGAGGAGGUGACAAGAAUUAUUCUGGCCAAAUAUUCUGAAAUUGAAAAGUCAAACUUAUCAGAAGAUUUUACUAUUCCCUACAUGGUCUAUCUGAAGUCCAGUCCAGAGCCCUGUGUGGGGUCUCUCAUUCACCCGGAGUGGGUCCUGACCGCUGCUCACUGCCCCUUACCAGUUAAAAUUCGAUUGGGAGUUCAUCAACCCAGCGUCAAACAUAAGAAAGAGCAGAUACGGAAUAACACAUUGACCAUGCCCUACCCCAAAUUCAAUGCACAAACUUUGGAAAAUGACCUGAUGAUGAUAAAACUGUCCAAGGCUGCUGUGCUCAACACCUAUGUGGGAACCAUAGCCAUAGCUUUGGAAUCUUUAUCAACUAAUGAUUCCUGCUUUAUCCCAACCUGGAGUUGGAAUGACUAUAAAAACUGUUGGGCCAAAAUUGACCCAAGAGAGGAAGUUUCAGCUGCUCCAGCCAUCUGCAAUGGGAAAUUGCAUGGAAUCUUGUCCUGGGCAAAAGGAAGUGUCACUAUGGGAAGUGAAGGAUUUUUCACUGAAAUUCAUCCCUAUGCAAGAUGGAUCCUAAAAAUCAUAAACAGCAACUGA